Molecule: messenger RNA, 987 nt
Organism: Leptonychotes weddellii (Weddell seal)
Lineage: Eukaryota; Metazoa; Chordata; Mammalia; Carnivora; Phocidae
Source: RefSeq, a predicted model, not a curated record
AUGGAGGAGGAAAACUCAGAGAAGGUGGCCCCACGGAAGCCGCUCAGAUUUGAAAAAGGGCGCAUCUACACAUUCAUUGGAGAAGUUGUUGUCUCUGUGAAUCCUUACAAGUCUUUGAACAUCUAUGGGAGAGACACAAUCGAGCAGUAUAAAGGACGUGAGCUGUAUGAGAGACCUCCUCAUCUUUUUGCAAUUGCUGAUGCUGCUUACAAAGCUAUGAAGAGGCGCUCAAAAGACACUUGUAUUGUGAUAUCAGGGGAGAGUGGUGCGGGUAAGACGGAAGCCAGUAAGUACAUUAUGCAGUACAUCGCGGCCAUCACCAACCCCAGCCAGAGAGCCGAGGUGGAGAGAGUGAAGAAUAUGUUGCUUAAGUCCAACUGUGUCUUGGAAGCUUUCGGAAAUGCCAAAACCAACCGUAACGACAACUCAAGUAGGUUUGGAAAAUAUAUGGAUAUCAACUUUGAUUUCAAGGGGGAUCCUAUUGGUGGACAUAUCAAUAACUACUUAUUGGAGAAGUCUCGAGUGAUUGUGCAACAGCCAGGAGAAAGAAGCUUUCAUUCUUUUUAUCAGCUACUUCAGGGAGGUUCAGAGCAGAUGCUAUGCUCUCUACAUCUCCAGAAAUCCCUGUCAUCCUACAACUAUAUCCAUGUAGGCGCUCAAUUAAAGUCUUCUAUCAACGACGCUGCAGAAUUCAAAGUAGUAGCUGAUGCCAUGAAAGUAAUUGGUUUCAAACCUGAGGAGACUCAAACGGUGUAUAAGAUUCUGGCAGCCAUUCUUCACUUGGGAAAUUUAAAAUUUGUGGUGGAUGGUGACACGCCUCUCAUUGAAAAUGGCAAGGUCGUAUCUAUCAUAGCAGAAUUGCUCUCCACCAAGACGGACGUGGUCGAGAAGGCCCUUCUCUACCGGACGGUGGCCACAGGGCGCGACAUCAUCGACAAGCAGCACACGGAGCAGGAAGCUAGCUACGGCAGGGAUGCCCUUGCUAAG